This is a messenger RNA of Canis lupus familiaris (dog), 1608 nucleotides long. It is a transcript of the gene ARSG, whose product is annotated as arylsulfatase G. The transcript is spliced from 11 exons. Lineage: Eukaryota; Metazoa; Chordata; Mammalia; Carnivora; Canidae. The record is from RefSeq and is marked provisional. Gene Ontology annotation, molecular function: arylsulfatase activity. The coding region runs from base 1 to 1608 and encodes 535 amino acids.
AUGGGCUGGCUUUUUCUGAAGGUUCUGUUCCUGGGGGUGACUUUCUUGGGAUGCCUUUAUCCCCUUGUGGAUUUUUGCCCCAGUGGGGAAACAAGAGGCCAGAAGCCAAAUUUUGUGAUCAUUUUGGCAGAUGACAUGGGGUGGGGUGACCUGGGAGCAAACUGGGCAGAAACGAAGGACACCGCCAACCUUGAUAAGAUGGCUGCAGAAGGAAUGAGGUUUGUGGACUUCCACGCAGCUGCCUCCACCUGCUCGCCCUCUCGGGCCUCCCUGCUCACCGGCCGGCUGGGCCUCCGCAACGGAGUCACGCACAACUUUGCGGUCACCUCUGUGGGGGGCCUUCCGCUCAACGAGACCACCUUGGCUGAGGUGCUGCAGCAAGCCGGCUACGUCACGGGGAUGAUAGGCAAAUGGCACCUCGGGCACCAUGGCCCUUAUCACCCCAACUUCCGUGGUUUUGAUUACUACUUUGGAAUCCCAUACAGCCAUGAUAUGGGCUGCACUGAUACCCCGGGCUACAACCACCCUCCUUGUCCAGCGUGUCCACGGGGCGACAGACCAUCAAGAAGCCUUGAGAGGGACUGUUACACGGAUGUGGCCCUUCCUCUGUAUGAAAACCUCAACAUCGUGGAGCAGCCCGUGAACCUGAGCAGCCUGGCACACAAAUAUGCUGAGAAAGCUAUCCAGUUCAUCCAGCAUGCAAGCGCCAGCGGAAGGCCCUUCCUGCUGUACAUGGGCCUGGCUCACAUGCACGUGCCCAUAUCCAGGACCCAGCUCUCAGCAGUCCUACGGGGUCGAAGGCCAUACGGUGCAGGUCUCCGGGAGAUGGACAGCCUGGUGGGCCAGAUCAAGGACAAAGUUGACCGCACAGCCAAAGAGAACACAUUCCUCUGGUUCACAGGAGACAAUGGCCCGUGGGCUCAGAAGUGUGAGCUGGCAGGUAGCGUGGGUCCCUUCACUGGAUUGUGGCAAACUCAUCAAGGGGGCAGUCCAGCCAAGCAGACCACCUGGGAAGGAGGCCACCGCGUCCCGGCUCUGGCUUACUGGCCUGGGAGAGUUCCCGUCAAUGUCACCAGCACUGCCCUGUUAAGUGUGCUGGACAUCUUCCCCACCGUGGUAGCUCUGGCUGGGGCCAGCCUGCCCCAGGACCGACACUUUGACGGUUUGGAUGCCUCCGAGGUGCUCUUUGGCUGGUCGCAGACUGGGCACAGGGUGCUGUUUCACCCCAACAGCGGGGCUGCUGGAGAGUUCGGAGCCCUUCAGACGGUCCGCCUGGGGUCUUACAAGGCCUUCUACGUCAGCGGCGGAGCCAAAGCCUGUGAUGGGGACGUCGGACGGGAGCAGCAUCAUGACCCUCCCCUUAUUUUUAACCUGGAAGAUGAUGUUGCAGAAGCUGUGCCUCUAGAUAGAGGUAGCGCCGAAUACCAGGGCGUCCUGCCCAAGGUCAGAGAGAUUCUUGCAGAUGUUCUUCUAGACAUUGCUGGGGACAACACCUCCAGAGCGGAUUACACUCGCCAUCCUUCGGUGACCCCCUGCUGCAAUCCCCACCACGUCGCCUGCCGUUGCCAAGCCACCGGAUGGACCGAUUUCCCCACAGGCAGAUGUUAG